Messenger RNA from Lolium perenne, 1009 nucleotides. RefSeq lists its product as uncharacterized. NCBI's taxonomy places the organism in Eukaryota, Viridiplantae, Streptophyta, Magnoliopsida, Poales, Poaceae. The record is from RefSeq and is a predicted model, not a curated record.
UUUCGCCUCGCUGGGUCGUUUCUCGCACCUCGCCUCGUCCUUCUACCGCGCCUCCCCUCCCGACGGCGCAGGGUUCCUUCUCCUGCGCCUCCCCUCCCGACGGUGCAGGGUUCCUUCUCCUGUUUCUCCGGGAGCGCCUCCCAUCCCGACGGCGGGCGAUACGAUUCUUCGUCGGCGAUGGCAGCCGAAGGUGUUUAUUUGUUCUAUUUCCUCACCUGGUUCUCCGGGAGCGCCUCCCCUUCCGACGGCGGGCGCUUGGAUUCCUCUCGUCGGCGAUGGCAGCCGAAGGCGACUUCAACAGGCUUACAUGGAUUGGCGGUUGCCUUCCACUACUGGCUGUUGUAUACUUGGAUUUCCUCGAUUUCAAUGACAAUGCCCCCCAUUGAUUAUAGUCUGCCUAGGAUGUCCUUCAUCAGAAAUGAAGAUUUCUCCUAUCUCGUGAAUUCAGAUCGUAACAUAACGUCUCGAAAAUCAUAUGGGGUGCUACCAAUAAGGGACAUUUCUCUAACUCCAUAUGGCACUCCUAUACAAAUCCUCCUAGAUGCACCUCAGGCAAGAGAUGGUGAUGCAGUUUUGCAAGUUGUUGCUAAUGAUCUCAUAGAUCAUCCACCAGAACCUAAUCAAGCCAUCCUGGGCGAGUUAUUCGUAGAUGAUUUUAAUGAAGAUGGCUACUACAAUCAGGAGGGGGCGAAGCCAGCAGCAGCACUUGUUGCAGGAGGCGAGUAUCACUGAAGCGGAGGCGUCGUCCUGAACUCGUUCACCCUUGAUCAGUCAACUUUUUGAGAAACCUGAGAGUUGUGAAGACGUCUUGAUUGUCUGUUUAGUCGUCCCAUUUGCGUCCUUUUUGGUUCUGCUUAGUGUUGGUAUCGAGCGACUUUAAGCACUGCUGUAAGAUUGUCUGAUUAGUCGUCCUGUUUGCGUCUUUUUUCGGUUCUGUUUAGUGCUGGUAUCGAGCAAUUUUUAAGCGCUGCUGUAAGAUCUGUUAAGAUAAGACAAUCUUUUUCUGAAA